Messenger RNA from Daphnia pulex (common water flea), 3502 nucleotides. RefSeq names its product putative fatty acyl-CoA reductase CG5065. Gene Ontology annotation, molecular function: alcohol-forming very long-chain fatty acyl-CoA reductase (NADP+) activity. The record is from RefSeq and is a predicted model, not a curated record. Lineage: Eukaryota; Metazoa; Arthropoda; Branchiopoda; Diplostraca; Daphniidae. Gene Ontology annotation, cellular component: peroxisome. Bases 1124 to 2671 code for a protein of 515 amino acids. The transcript is spliced from 8 exons. Gene Ontology annotation, biological process: long-chain fatty-acyl-CoA metabolic process.
AAAUUAGUACUGACAAGAAAUCGUAGUCUUUCCUAAGUGUAACUUUAUAUCUCUAGUAAAUAAUUAACACGCAAAGGAAUUAAGGAAAUCGGACACAAAAUCGUAAAAGUAAACGACCAUUUGACGACAAAGAACAAGUAAAUUCAAAAGUUUUGGCUCGAUGCGCUAAAAGAUAACGACUAGAAGACAUUUUUAUUUUUAAAAAAUGUUGGAUGGUCAAACAGAUUUUCAUUUUUUUUUCAAUAAUUUUCAAUAAGCAAUUUGAAAAAUCCAUGAAAAUUUUUGUAUGUUGUGACUUGUUUGUCUUUGAAAGUCACUUAACAGCUUUCCAUGCCUCCACGGCAACGUAGUCAUGGAAAGCUUCGUUCACUUGCGGAAAAUAAAUCAAGUUUUUAGUGGUUUCUCAGGUCCUAUUCCGCUUUUAAGAAACGGAAUGUCACAAUGCCAGUAAACAAUCUUUGUUUUUAAAUUUCCGUAAUAUCUUGAAGCUGGACUCACUUGAACGAAUAGAAAUCCCCCGCUUUCGAUUUCUCUAUUGAAAUGCAAAGUAAUAUUCAAGUCUGUAUCUACGGAGUAAUAUUUGGUACUUUCGCUUAUUAGACACUCAAUCAUGAAAAAUGACUUUCUCAUUAGAACUUGAUUUUUUACAGUGACCCAGAACAUUUUCUGAAAUGAUCACAAGUUGAAGGACUCCGUGACACAGAACUUUGUUUAUUUAGGAAACACUAGCUGAUGAAGGUAUAAUAACUACGAAAUUCAUCACAUGACAACCGGUCUAGAUGCGAUUGUCUGUGCAUUGCUUAUGACUCAGACAACUACUAUAAAUGAUGUUUGUCAUUGAGUAUUGCCGAUAACUGACUAGUAGGGAUAUCUACGGAAAUUUUACUUUCGCUUGGACUUUCAACGUGGCUUUCUCAUUGAAACUUGAUUUCUAUUGCCAUGCCCCAGAAAAAUGUAGAUUUGCCUUACGGAUUUGUCAGCGACUUUCAGUCACAUCCAUAGUGGGUUAAGGAUAGGAAAUAAAAGCAAGUAAAAACUCCAGAUUCCAACUAAUCACAAAACAGCGGUACACUGGAAUUGAGCUCGUUUGGAUGGUGGUGUCCAUCAUUUUUUUACUUGUCGAAUGUCAGAAAAUACAAAUAUGGAGCAAUUAAGUAUACCCGAAUUUUACAAAGGCCGAUCCGUGUUCAUCACCGGCGCAACGGGUUUUAUGGGCAAGGUGUUAGUGGAGAAGCUUUUACGAUCCUGCCCCGAAGUUGAUCGAAUUUACUUGUUGAUGAGACCAUCAAAGGGCCAAAGUGUCGAGUGUCGUCUUGAGGAUCUAAUCAACAAUCAGAUAUUCGACGGGGUCAGGAAACAAGAGCCAAAUGCAUUGACGAAAAUUGUAGCCGUGACAGGCGAUGUGACCCUGCCCGGAUACGGGUUAUCGGCAUUCGACUUGAAUCUAUUGAUUGAAAAUGUUUCUAUCGUCUUCAACUCUGCCGCUACCAUUAAAUUCAACGAAGAACUCAAAGAUGCCAUCGAGAUGAACGUCAAAGGUCCUAUGCAGUUACUAGAAAUUUGCCGACAGAUGAAACGCCUUGUGGCUUUUGUUCACGUAUCGACGGCUUUUAACAAUCUCGACCGAGAAGAAAUGAAAGAACAGGUUUACCAUUCGAAAGUUGAUCCCGUCAAAUUGAUUCAAUUGCUUGACUGCCUUGACGACAACGCAGUGAAAAAGAUCGCACCACAACUUUUGGGAAAUUCCCCCAACACAUAUACCUACACAAAAGCAUUGGCCGAGCAACUUCUCGAGGAACAAUGCGGAAGCGUUCCAUUGGCAAUUGUAAGACCCUCAAUAGUUACUGCAGCCCUCAAAGAACCCGUUCCCGGUUGGGUUGACAAUUUCAACGGGGCAACAGGAACGAUCGCUGCGGUCGGGAAGGGAUUUUUCCGUGUCAUGAAAAUCAACGCAGAUCUAGUCGCAGACAUAAUUCCUGUUGAUUACCCUAUCAAUUUAAUGAUUUCCGUGGCUUGGCACUUAGCCACUCGCAGACCAAACGAAGUACCGGUUUACAGCUGUACAACUGGUCAUCGAAACCCUUUAACUUGGGGUGGUCUGAAACGUUGUACCUUGCAGUCUUGGUUGAAAUUCCCUGCCCAAGAUAUGAUGUGGUACCCUAGCGCCCUUUACACAAUUAACGACGCUUGGUACAAAAUGAACGAAGUUUUGUUCCAUACCAUUCCGGCACACUUGUUCGACUUGUUUUAUUCUAUGACGGGCAAACGCACUCGAUGGGUCCGAAUGUAUGCCAAAGCAACUCUAGCAUUUUCUACAUUGGAGUUUUUUACGACGCAUCAAUGGAGAUUCCUUAGUAAUAACCCGAUUCGUUUGUUGGAGGAAAUGUCCAACCAAGACAAGAAAACUUUCUAUUUUGAUGUCCGCGAAAUUGAAUGGAAAAGCUACUUCGAUGUUUUCAUACAGGGAGCUCGGCGGUUCGUUCUUAAAGACGACCCAAGCACUCUGCCCCUCGCAAGACGCAACCUUAGCAGGCUGUACGUGGCACGGAUGUUUCUGCGUCUACUUUUUUUCUUCGGUUUAUUCACUGUAUUGUGGCGCUCUUUUAGACCAUUUUUACUACCUGUAACUGCAGUGUUCUUCUUAACAGAGUUUUUAUCUGAUAAGUCUUAAGCAAAGACAACGACGAAUCAAACCUGAAGAGGUAAAUCAGCCGGUUGUUUUACUUAUCCUUACAACACGUAAAAAUAGCAUUCCUCUUUCAUUUCUCCUCGUCGUCGUACGUAACCGUUUCCCUUGAUUUUAAAUAGUUAAAUUGCGCUUUAUAGUAUUUAGCAUGUUCAGCGAAGAUGCCAAAUGUUGUUGAGUAUAGAUUCAGCAUUUUAAAUCACCUAAGUUACAAGCCCUAGGAUAAGGCUAUCUAAUAUCUGUAAGUUUUAUGUAGAACUUAAAAAUCAUUCCUUUUUCAAAAUACCUUCAUUUUAGACAUUUUGGCUAGUAUUGCGCCAUUGAAUUUUGCAUUAAACGUGUUCAAAAGGUUUUUGAGGAACGUUUUACAGCUAACAAGUAAUUAAAAGUCGUUCAUGUAAACAAUUUAAUUCAACAAAAUUAAUUUCAACAUUAGCCUUUGAAGAUAAUUCAACCGAUAACGGAAAGAUUUCUGUGAAAUAAAAUGUUCAAACCCCUCAAAGAAAAAAGACAAAAUAUCCUGUAAAUUUCCGAGUUCGUCUUCCGAGAUAUGCGUCAUCUAAUCGUUGCUUGUAUUGCGCAAACGCAAUCAUUACUGUGUAGUACUCAUUAAUGCAUUGAUAUGAUUUCUUGAGAUUUUAUUUUGUAAAAGAAUAUACGUAUAAUUGCCACCAUCCCCAGAAAAGUUGCUCAAAAAUAGUUCCCUUUCUUUGUUUGCUACAAAAACGUCUAAUUUUAUGUUAAAAUGUUGAUUGUAGAAAAUAUGCGAUUUGUAUAACAAAUUAUUACAUAUAAUAAACAUAAUAUAUUGACGAA